Messenger RNA from Girardinichthys multiradiatus, 6033 nucleotides. It is a transcript of the gene tmem102, whose product is annotated as transmembrane protein 102. Lineage: Eukaryota; Metazoa; Chordata; Actinopteri; Cyprinodontiformes; Goodeidae. The coding region runs from base 507 to 2051 and encodes 514 amino acids. The record is from RefSeq and is a predicted model, not a curated record. The transcript is spliced from 6 exons.
CUUUCAUGAGCAGGUGUGACAAUCGCUUGUAUAUUAAGUAGCAUUUACUCAGUUAUUGUCAACAUAGUAUGACAAUAUCCUAGAAUCAGGAGUCAUGUCCAAAUGCAGCAAUGAUAAAUUCCUCUCAGCAGUCCUCUGUGCAGUCAUGAAACUUCCCUGUUCCUCCUCUAGCUAAACCCAAACCUUGCAUUUUAUCUUCUCAGAAACACAGAUCCGUUUUCAUUCAUAACUCUGACCUUAUAAACCCGUGUGUGUAUUUUCCCCCUCAGUAUGGGGCGUACACUUCACUCCACCACCCAUGCUGCUAAUCCCUGGAUCCUUUGAGGAGGACCAUGAUUUGUGGGGCGGUGUUGCCAGGGGGAAGGUGGUAGCGGUGGUGGCGCUUGGAUCCUGUUGGAAAUGACAGCUGAGGAAGGCGGAUUGGAGCUCGGGGACCAGAAAAGCAGCAGAGGCAGGAGAUAGCGAAAAAAGUGCCGCACUUCGCCGUUUUAAAAGGGGUUGCUGAGAUGGAGUCGCUAAUGAACGUGGUGACCCCGCGCUCACCGGCCCCCGUUAAGAAGCUGUCCGAGGUGGACUUCCGCUCAGGGGCCACCCUGGAGCAGCUGUCGGCACAAGUGUCAGAGCUGGUGGUGCUGGAGCAGGGGGAGUUUGGAGACCAGACUGCCUUAGAGGUCCACACUGCCAAGGACUUUAUCUUCAACAUGCUCGGUUUAGUCCAGAAGGUUGACCAGCGCCUCCCGGUGGCCAACGAGUACCUCCUCCUAUCAGGCGGGGCCCGGGAAGGCGUCCUGGACCUCAACCCCGAGGACCUGGGGGAGUACGCCAAAGGGGCCGACUUCGACUUGGAUUUCACCCUGCUGGUGCCCGCUUUGAAGCUUCACGACCGCAACCAGCCGGUCACUCUUGACAUGAGGCACUCGCCGCCGUGCCACUCGUGGCUCAGUCUGCGCCUCUGCGACUCCAACGUCCUGUCGCGCUGGAACAUCUGCUGCCAGGAGGAGAACGGGCUCCCUGCGGAGGAGGACGAGGAGGAGGUGGAGAUGGGUAAAGGCUCUAUCCCCUCCCUGGGCUCUCCUCAGUCCCUGGACGGGUGCUACUUCUCCCCCACCUUGGUGACAGACUGGUUCUGGGGGGUUGUGAGCGCGGCUGUGGAUGAGCUGAGGCGCAGCCCCCAGAGAGGCAUCCCGACCCCUGAACGGCUGGAGAGGAACGGACCCCUGACCACCAUCGUCCUUCAGGCGGGAUCCAGCCGGGUUCUGUACGACCUGCUGCCUGUGGUCUCCUUUCGGGGCUGGCCCGCCGUGGCUCAGGGCUGGCUGACAGCCAACCACUUCUGGGACGGUAAAAUCACAGAGGAGGAGGCCAUAUCUGGCUUCUAUCUGCUGCCCUGCUGCUCCCCGCUGGGCGGUCGGCCUGACAGGGAGUGGAGGCUGGCCUUCUCACGCAGUGAGGUUCAGUUGAAGAAGUGCAUCCCUUUCCCCAUGGCCCAGGCUUUCCAGGCAGCCAAGGCAGUGCUGUCCCGUAUCCUGGCCCGUCCUCGAACGGGCCUCAGCCUCUACCACCUGCGCACGCUUCUGUUUUGGGCUUGUGACCGACUCCCCGCCGCCUACCUGUCCUGUCCCGAAUCGGACACCCCCGGCCGCCUCCUCCUGGGUCUCCUGGACGACCUGGCUCACUGCAUCCUGGGGAAAAACUGCCCAAACUACUUCCUGCCCCAGUGCAACAUGCUGGAGCACCUGAGCGACAGCCAGGCACUGCUGGUCGCCAGGAAGCUGGCUCACGUGCGCUCGGAUCCCAGCGAACACCUGCGGGCGGCCCUGGACCAGGCCCGGCAGGCGGGCCAGCUGAAGAAGGAGCUGACGGCCGGCACCAACGGCCACGGCUCGCCCGGGCACCACCCGGCCAACGGCAUCAUCUCGCCCUCGGAGGACAAGCUGGCUCAGCGGCUGCAGCAGCUGGUCACGGAGAACCCCGGGAAAUCCAUAUCGGUCUUCCUGAACCCCGACGACGUGUCCAGGCCGCACUUCCGCAUCGAUGACAAGUUCUACUGAGAUAUCCAGAAAACACGUUUAAAUCCAGGACGGAGGCAACGUUGCUGCUUGAUGAAGUCUUAAAACCAAAAAAAAAAAAAAAAAAACACACAUUUACUCCUGACAACGGGCGUUCAAUUAGCCGACAUCAUCGAGCUGUUGCCAUGGCGAUGGUCAUCUCCUAACAAGCUGGCCUUACGGAGACCAAACAGCUGUAACUUGGACCUUAAGCACCUAUUUUGCUGUUUAAAACAAGAACCGGAGACUGUGUGUACAUGUCUGCCUUAGGGGGUCCGAACAUGAUGUACCCCUCCACAGAAACCUUUUGAUUCUGUACAUUUCAGCUCUUUCUGUUUCACGUCACAGCGGCGAUGGAUUCUUCAGUAGUAGAAGAAAACGAGCUCAUGAAACUGAUUGUAUUGUUGUGAGGAGAACCGCUGAUUCCUUGAGCAGAGAGUCUCUUUUAAGCUACUUUCUUCCCUCUUAUCUUCACUCGGUUCCUGUGACGGUUUGUUUGACUUUUCUCAGGUAUGCACGGCAUUUUUUUUAUGUUUCUUUCUUCUUCCGUUUAAAGCCCGUAUUAACAUUUCGCAUCACUCAAAUAUCCUUUAACAUACCAAAGAGCUGCAAAUUGAUCGGUUUCGCAAAAGGAGGCGUUUUUAUUUAUGAUCCAAAUGUACAUUUUUCUCUUCCGAACGUCUCCGUGACUCGGCUGCUGCACAUAAAUCAGCAGAAACAGUUCGUCCCAGAGGAACCAGCAGAACAAAUUGAUUUUAAAUCAAUUAGAAAGGCGAAUAGAUAAAUGCACGUCUAUCAAGUCAGGCUCUUUUCUGAACUGCAGGAAGAGAUUCUAACUUUUUAUUUAGCUGCCUCUGAUGGAUUUAAACCGCUCUGCAGAAAUGCUAAGCUAACAGAAUAUGAUCUAUAAGCUCUAAUAGAAGAUGUAAAUCGUUCCUUUUACUAUUAGAAAGUGUGUGAAGGAAGGGUCAUGAUCAGGGAGGGCACAGGUUACAGAUCAAAUGUGUGUUCUGUUAAUACAACACAUGUCAUCUCAUGGCUCUGUGCAAGAGGUUCUGGUCCAGCUCAUAUUCAAGUAUGUAGUAUCCAGUAAAUAUUUAAUCAUUUUUUUGUCAAACCUACUCACAAAAAGCCUGAGAGUAAAGGCCAUCAAGGCUUUUUUCUAAAUGUGUUUCACUACUGCGGUUCUUAUUUACGAAACGAUGGAAGCUUAAAAUAUGCAAGGACCACAUAAAAAUACGAGGCGACUUUAAAACUUCAAACGGGUCUAAAAUUGCUGCCGUAAUGUGAACAUAAUUAACCUCGUCCAGUUUAACGAAGGCCACUGACCGCAAACGUUGUUCAAAUCUGACUGCCGUCUGUCCUUUAAGAGCUGCCGACUGUAAUCUGUUCCACAUCUUCAUAAAAAAAUGCAUUUUAAAUCUGUUUACAGGAAGAACUGCUGUUCCUGCUUCAUGGGUCCUGGUCGAGUGUUUGGAUAAAUGCAGGUCAGGCAAACAUCCAACACCCAGCUGUGUGCAGCCUUAGCAAUGCCAAGCUACUGUUUUUAUGUCAAUGGAAUGGGUUCACAGUAGUGAUACAAUAAUAAUUUGGUUUGAAAUGGUUAAACAUGGAUUCACUGCUGCAGGCUUGGUGGAUUCAUAUAUUUGUCAUUACAUCUGGAAUAUUGGGGGACAUUUGAUUGGGAUGGAGCUUGGUGAGCAAUGAGCUUCAACCACCAGAAGGUCUCAGAGCAAGUAGCUCCAAUGUUAUCAUCUGUCCUUAAACAUAUUGGCCACAUAUAGCAAAAUGAUAUAGUUGUAAAUCAGUUGACAAACCCUACCAGGUACCAGGAAAAGAAAGAUCAGCACACUUCUGGCUUAUUUAAAUAGCAUGUUCCCUGAUCUUUUCCAUUUUUGAAGCGAGGCUAAAAGCAUUAGGGCUGGGUGUCGUGUUAUAUCUGCACCCCACUAAAACCAGUCCCAGACUUAAGAUUAAAUAAAUGUAUAAUAAAAGAACUGUUUUGUUUAUUUUGUAGGAAUUGUUAGGGAUGCUAAUAAUUUGAGCAUCAGUGAUUUUUCUUUAAAAUAUUUGUUGUUUUUCUAAUGGGAAAAAUGAACUUGCAGUAUUUUCAGGCUUUUUGCACAUCUUUAUGAGUGUAAAGACAGGUGGAGGGCGCUGGGUAAUAAAAAUAAAUAAAAAAUGAUCGUCAUCGUCAGGAAUCCUCUAAAUUAUUAAUAGUUUUUGCUCAGAUUUAGAUGCACUAGUAGAAAAAGGACAACCCGGCUGUAAUUUACAUUUGAAACAUGUCAUAUUUAUCUUUAUGUGACGUUUUUAUGCAAAACCUAACCCUUCAUAAAACUUGACAUCCCCGAGGUUAUUACUUCCCUAAGGCAAGGCGUGACCCUAUCUGCAUGUCAGCGUUUAUCUUUAUAUGCGGAUGAUAUGUUGAUAUGAUCACGUAUUCCUGCUGUGUUUCAUCGUUUAGCCAGUUUUUGUCUUUUACUGCUUUCGAAACCACUCUGCAUAUCUUUAUAUUUUUGCUUCCAUGUAGCCAGAUGUUAUAUUAUUUAAAGCUGACUUCAUUGAUAAGUUUCUUUUUGAAUGUUUCUCAAAGAUUUUGGCUGCUUGCUUUAACGUCUGACUGAAUCGAGUUGCCCCCAAAGUGCUCAGUUUUUCCUUAUAUCUUAUUUGAAAUGCAUCUGUUCUCUUUAUGUUGGACAAACUGUGUCUGAUGUUUGGGGUUUUUUCUUUCUUUGAGACUCGGCUGAUUCAGAUAAUCAUCCCCUGUCUCCUCUGCUUGGUUGGUCUCUCUUAAUGAGCUUCAUGUGUCUUGUAAGUGAGCGGAUGUGUUUCCAGAUGCUGCGCAGUGAAUUAUUUCCCCUGCAGUGCGUUCAUGGGGGUUGGAUGGAGAGAUGCAGAUCUUCUGGAAAAACAAACCUCUUUAAAAAAAAAAAAAAAAAACCUUCAUCUCGUUUGUGUUGUAUUUACUAAUAACAACCAGGUUUUCGACUCCUAAAUCGGUCCAGCGCACUGCUUAUGCUUCUGCAGUGGUAUUGAGAUGAUUUAAUUUUUUUAUGUUUUUCAGUCAGCAAACGUUGGAGGUGCAGAACAAACGACUUUUGAUCAAUUUAAAUCAGUUUUAAACACUGUUUCCAAACUAAUUUAUGGAGAAACGUUGCUUCUUAUGGUGGGUCAUUCAAUUUUACUGGAAUGUUUCCUUUCCUCUGCUAACAAACAUGUGCUUACUACUGAAUUAUUGCGGUUUUGUUUUUUAAAUGGUGUCUGAUUGGACUGAAGUGGAUGUAAACCAAAGCGUGUUGUUGAUACGGUACAGAAUGUCAGUGUUUUCAGCACUUUUUUUUACCCCCUGAAAAAGCGAACUCUGCUGCAUUUAAAUUCAUAAGUAAAGAAAUAACUUUAUGAUUGGAUUCAUAGAAGUUACUGUAAAAAGGUCUUCAUGUUCGGUUGAAGAUUAGACACUGGAAAGAUUUGUUUCUUGUUUUCUUUUGCUUGGUUUGUACACUUAGACUCUUUGUAGUGUGUGUGAUGUUGUAAAUGAAGAUAUGCAAUCAUGUGGAGACGCCGGUCGUUUACAGACCCGCUGGAGCUAAGUUUGGAUUUACUGCUGUAAAUAAAAAUAAAAAUAAAAAUAGGAGAAGCAGAUAUAGUAUCUGCAUGAAGAACAUUUCCAAACUGCUUCAGAUCUGUUCCUAAUGAUGAACCUUCGAUGAAUCUGCUGUGGAUUAGUAGCACACUAAAUGAACUGAAUGUAUCCAUCGCUUCUCCCCUGCUCUGUUUUUUGAAAGAGCUCCGGACUGGACUCACUCCGCUGUGUAGAAACCCAGCUUCACAUCUGUUUUUACCUGGGUUCUUCCUCCUGUUUUUUGUAAAAACUGUUGACUAAUCUUUGCUAUAUUUGUUACUGCUCGUUAUUUCUUGGGGGUUUUUAUUGAUUAAUGUUUGGGCUUUAGCAUGAAAUAAAUCAUUACAUUAAAAACAAAAA